Pocillopora verrucosa is the source of this 858-nucleotide messenger RNA. Its product is annotated as ankyrin repeat domain-containing protein 60-like. The record is from RefSeq and is a predicted model, not a curated record. Gene Ontology annotation, molecular function: protein binding. NCBI's taxonomy places the organism in Eukaryota, Metazoa, Cnidaria, Anthozoa, Scleractinia, Pocilloporidae.
AUGCCUUGUCAAAUUUCUUCGGCCAAGAACCGCCCUUUCCCUGUUAAGAUUGUUCUUACGUCCAUUGAAGAAAUCGUGAUAAGAGAUGUCGUCACAUCAAUGACUGUGCUGGCCUUAAAAGACAAAAUUGAGUUGCAAUGUGGGAUUCCACGGCAAUUGCAACGCUUAACAUAUCUUGAUGAACUAGACAUGGAUGACAGAAAAAAACUGUCCUUCUUCCAUGUAGUACCAAACUCCAUACUUACAGUGAAAUGGUGGCCUGAGUGGGCUUCUCUGAUUCAAGCCGCUUAUCGUGGUGACUUAAAAAACGUGAUGGCGUCGCGAAUAAGAGUGAUGGAGCAUAAAGUUGGUUGGUUUAGAGGGGCGCACUUUAAUGAACGUGGCUAUGUAGCUCUGUACAUUGCCUCCCAUCGCGGUCAUGAGCGAGUGGUUUCCAGACUAAUGAGCUUAGGUAUUGAUCCAUGUCGGAAGAUGCCAUCUGGGAGAUCGUCUAUUCACGUUGCCGUCCUCAAUAGAAGAAUAACAUGUGUGAACCUUUUAGUUGGAAAGGCGAGAGGUAAGGGAGGUGAGGCAGGCUUACGUGAGAACUGUGCAAGGAGGAACACGUUUCUGAACAUCGCCGGUCAACUUCAGCGGAGAGAUGGCUGGAAAUUUCUGGUAAUACAGCUCAGGGAGCGCAUGGGACGCCGGGAAAAAGAUACUUUGAGUAAACGAGAUAUUCCCCUGCGAGAAUUUCAGAAAUAUGACUCUACAUUUUCGACAUAUUUAACAGGGCCUCUUGGCAGAAUUUACCUUUGCACAGUUCUCCAGAAGAACCCCCUUCGAUGUCGAACUUUCAUAAAACCUUGGAAAUUUUGA